Messenger RNA from Acyrthosiphon pisum (pea aphid), 2853 nucleotides. Its product is annotated as UDP-glucuronosyltransferase 2C1. Lineage: Eukaryota; Metazoa; Arthropoda; Insecta; Hemiptera; Aphididae. The transcript is spliced from 4 exons. Gene Ontology annotation, molecular function: UDP-glycosyltransferase activity. Bases 282 to 1877 code for a protein of 531 amino acids. The record is from RefSeq and is a predicted model, not a curated record.
UAUAGUUAAAAUCUUAUAGGUAGGCACGACAAUUGUCACGAUAAAACGAGAAAAGUUUCGUUAUUCUAAUAAUAUUUUACCGAUUUCGUCAUCUCAGCGAUAUUAUCGAGUGGUCGACGAGCGGCAACGAUUCCGUCUACCACUGUAUCCCGGAGCCGACCGCGUCAUAACUGCGAUUCUCGUACGCCGCAGAUUACGGAGCGAUUAGUCUCGAGGCACUUGCUCCAAUUAUUGCCGUAUAUAAAUCGCUCCCACGGCGUGCGCCAGAUCCAAUCGCCGUCAUGUCGCCGACCCGUCAUCAUCGUGUCAUCGUCAUCCUAGUUAUCGCACUCUGCGUCACGACGGCGCUGACCGCGGGCAACGCGACACCAUUGCCGCCGACUCGCUUUCGCGCGGCCAACAUAUUGGCCGUAGGAACUGUGCCGGGCCAAAGCCACUGGAACUUUAUGAGCGCCGUUCUGCGGGCGCUGACUGACCGCGGCCACUCGGUGGUCGCGUUCACGUCGUACCCGGCGCAGCGGCCGUCGUCCACGCAUGGCAAUUACACGGAAGUGGACACGUCCGCCGUGCUGCUCCGGCACGCCGGUGAACUGGCAUCCCGCGUGCUGUCUGACUACAGCCGACUGUCGUACAUUGUGCCGUCAGUGGUCCGAUGGAGCAGACAGUUCUGCGACGCGGUGUACGACAUGGAACAGAUCCGGGCGCUCAUGGUCAACGGCACCGACACGGCAGCCAGGUUCGACCUACUGGUCACCGAGCCGCUGGGCUCCGAGUGUGUGGCACACCUGGCCGCCGCUAUUGGGCUGCCCAUGGUGUACGUGGUACCGACGCCCAUGAUCACGUACAUGCAACCGUCCAUCGUCGGCCACUCAGCCAACCCGGCGUACGUACCGCACCUCCUCUACGGCUCGGCGGUCCGGGCGUUUCGGCACAGGUUGGUCAACACGGCCAUGUACGCCUAUGGACGGCUGGUCCGGUGGUAUGCCGAGCGCACGGCUCUCCGGCGGCCGUACGAUUUCGGCGAGCCAGCCAAACCCUCAGUCGUGUUCGUCAACAGCCACCACGUCACAGAACCCACUAUGUUACUGCCCACAAACGUCAUACACGUUGGUGGAAUACACUUGGACCGAGACGGUGGAGCACUACCGACAAAUAUAUUAGAAUUUAUUGAGAAUUCCCCACAUGGUGUUAUUUAUUUCACGUUCGGAUCAGUCAUAGCCAUGUCAAGUUUACCAGACCACAUUCAAGAUACAUUUAAAAACGUAUUUCGACAAAUUCCUCAAAGAGUUUUGUGGAAAUAUGAAGGUGAAAUGGCAGAUAAACCGGACAACGUGAUGAUAGGCAACUGGUUUCCUCAACGUGACGUUCUCUUGCACCCAAACGUCAAAUUGUUCAUUAGUCAUGGCGGGAUAUCUGGCGUGUACGAAGCAGUAGACGCGGGUGUUCCUGUUUUGGGCUUUCCACUUUACUACGAUCAACCAAGAAACUUGCAAAGUCUAGUGGACGCGGGCAUGGCAAUCACAAUGGAAUUAUUAUCGAUCACCGAACAACAAUUUCUACACUCCAUCAAGGAACUUUUACACAAUACAAAUUACACAAAAAAUGCUAUAAUCACCGCGGACCGUUUCAGAGACCGUCCUAUGACUCCUCAAGAGUCAGUCGUCUAUUGGACGGAGUACGUACUUCGUCACAAGGGUGCGCACCACUUGAAAUCCGAAGCACUGAACCUCACGUGGUAUCAAUACAUGUUACUGGAUGUGAUUUUCGUCGUUGUCGUGUCGUUCCUGAUCGUAGUGUACAUGGUUUAUAAGACGUCUAGAUUAUUUUAUUCACAUGUCACGAAUUAUUUGAUUAGAGCCAAAGUUAAGCAACAAUAGGUAAUAUUAUAUAAUUAAUUAGAUAAACUAUUGUUCGGAAAAUGUUAACACACCUGUUUAUAACCGCCGUCUUAGAUGGAAAAAUCAAUCAUUGAUCUCUGUCUCGCACACGCGCUUAUAUUUUAUACACAUUAAAAUGUUAAGUAGGUAUAGGUAAAUACUUGGUUGACAAUUGACAUAUUGUACACCGUUUAGUUCAACUGUUCUCCGUGGUUAAUCGUCUGCCAUCAUUACUCUUAAGUCAUAACUAAGAGUUAUGAAUUAAGAUUAUAAAUUAUAAUAGUUACUAAAUAUGUCAACACGAAGAACAUAUUAUAGUAAAUACCCAAGUAGGUAUAACGCGUAUAACCACCAAAGUUUGUAAUGAAAAUAUUAUUGAAAACAAUAUAAUCCAUGCUCUAUCAGAAUCUUUAAAGCUGAAUAGAAACGUAUACUUACUUUUAUAUAGGUACUACUUGUAUUUUAACUAUCACUUAAAUUGGACGAAAUCGUUCAAAAUAUAUUUUUUUACAUUAGUUUUAAACAUUUACUUAGUUGUUACAAGUAAAGUAUAUUAUAGUAUGAUAUGUAUAUGCCAUACAUAAUACAGAUUGCUGUUCUGUACUUGGGCAAUUAUCUAAUUAUGGUUUAUAAUUAAUAUACAAAGUUUAAUUAGUCUAAGGUAGAAAUAAAUAAUAAUCAAUAUAUUAUCAUAGUUAUUAGCUUAACAUCUGUAUAUUAUAAUGUAUAUAGUUUGUGUAUUUAUUAUUGUUAUAGUAUCUAGCGUCCUAACUCCUAGCUGUAUAAAAAAUAAGUACCUAGGUAUCUAUUUAAUCAAUAUAUAUUCAUAUUUUAUUACCUAUUUCUAUUCUGUAAUUGUGAUAAUUUGUAAUGUGUCUAAUGAAGAUUUUACUAUUACAUCAUACUACUUGGUAUUUAAUAUUUUUGUACAUUCUUGAUAGUAUAAUAAUUAUAAUAAAAUUUAUAAAAUUAAACA